ACACACACAAAAAAGAAAUUCUAGACUUCUGUAUUUAUUAGCCUAUUGUUUACCAACGUUGUUCAUAGGUCAAGUCGUUACCACGUGAAUCGCCUCAUGUGAUCAAUAACACUUCAGCCGGGAAUGGCUGCUUGAACGUUAUGUUUACAGUGGUUCUAUCGAACUCUCCCUUCCGAACUGAGUUAACACUUAAUUACGGUUAUUAUAUACGUUAAGCGGAUAAUAUUCUAACAGAAUAUCGGAAUUAAAAAUGGCAGUUCCUAUCUUUUUUAAAAUUCUGGGAAUAUUCCUUAUCGUAUACUUAAUUUUCUCAAAUUCUUCUCUGAAUCUGGACUUCAAACCCGUUUCCUAUAAAAUUUCGCUUCCAAAAGCGUUUGAAGGACCCUUAACUGUAAACAAUAAUUUGAGUGACGCGGAACAUAUUUUUGAAGGACAAAUAACGAAACCAGAAUCGCUUGCUCUUCUAAAUGGAGUUAUUUAUACAGGAAUAUCAGAUGGAAGGAUAGUCAAAAUAGAAAAUAAUAAAAUUUCAACUGUAGCGCAGAUUGGAAACAAAUGCGAAGGAAUAUGGGAACAACAUAAAUGUGGCCGUGUCUUAGGCUUGAAAUUCGAUAGUAAGAACAGACUUCAUGUAGUCGAUGCGUAUUAUGGAGUGUAUGUUAUUGAUAUACAAACAGGUAAAGUCACUUCAUUACUAAAGUCGUCAGCCAUAAUUGAUGGAAAACAAUUGGUCUUCAUUAAUGACGUUGCCAUCGAUGAUGAUGGUAUUAUAUACAUAACAGAAUCAAGUAAUCGAUGGCCAUUAAGUAGAGUUUUGUACGUAGUCCUCGAACACGAAAGUACAGGACGAGUUAUUAAAUUUGACCCAAAGACUAAUAAUGCCACAGUCUUGAUCGAUGAUUUACACUUUCCAAAUGGGAUCAUUCUCUCUCAUGAUAAGAAAUCACUUCUAAUUGCUGAAACAAAUAAUCAUAGAAUCUUGAAAUAUAAUCUAGAUGCCAAAGCAUCAGAAAAGUUGGAAGUGUUCGUUGAGGGGUUACCAGGAGAACCAGACAAUUUGAGUUAUGGCACAAAGAACAGCUAUUGGGUAGGAUUAACUUCUGGUAGAAAUGCGUCCAAGCCAAAUUUGAUGGAUUUAACUUCCCAAUAUCCAAUAAUCAAGAAAAUAUUUGUUGAAUUUCUAUAUUUUGUUGGAUUCUUAUUUAGAAGCAUCUCUCAAUUUUUAUAUUCAGAGAGAUUCAAGACGUUAGCAUUUGAGAUUGAAACUGGGCAGAUUUUUGUACCAAUAAUUCCAAAUUAUGGUAUGAUUAUUGAAGUUAAUAAUGACGGAGAAAUCAUUAAGAGUCUUCAUUCUCCAGAUGGAAAGAUGACGUAUAUUUCAGAAAUCUUGGAAUUCCAGAAUCACUUGUAUUUAGGAUCUUGGAGAAAUAAUUUUUUGGGAAAACUGAAACUCUAAUUUUUUUAAUGAUUUAGAGUUAAAAUAGAGUUUGUCCACGUCAUCUUCACCCAUGCUUUUGAAUAAUAUUUUCACAUUAAAUAGUAUAGUGAUAUAUAGAAAAAUAUCCAAAAUUAACUGUAAAUUAUGGCAUGACAAUACUCCAUUGCUCAAUUGUUUUGCAACAUUGUUCCUUUAUGAAACUGUGCAA
This is a messenger RNA of Centruroides sculpturatus (bark scorpion), 1646 nucleotides long. RefSeq names its product adipocyte plasma membrane-associated protein-like. Bases 251 to 1456 code for a protein of 401 amino acids. NCBI's taxonomy places the organism in Eukaryota, Metazoa, Arthropoda, Arachnida, Scorpiones, Buthidae. The record is from RefSeq and is a predicted model, not a curated record. Gene Ontology annotation, biological process: biosynthetic process. The transcript has 9 exons. Gene Ontology annotation, molecular function: strictosidine synthase activity.